This is a messenger RNA of Oppiella nova, 234 nucleotides long. Lineage: Eukaryota; Metazoa; Arthropoda; Arachnida; Sarcoptiformes; Oppiidae. The record is from the annotation of a GenBank genome assembly.
AUGCACAGAGACCCUGAUAACUUUCCCAAUCCAGAUGACUUUAAACCGGAAAGAUUUUUAGCCGAAAAUAUUGCACACAAUUCCUAUGCGUACCUACCGUUUGGGGCCGGACCUCGAAAUUGUAUUGGUAUGCGACUGGCCCAGAUGGAAGUCAAAGUGGCCUUGAAACCCCUCGAAUGCCACUUCACUGGAGGGCUCAUUGUUCCCAAACAGGUCGAGCUUACUAUUUUAUAA